Molecule: messenger RNA, 1209 nt
Organism: Oppiella nova
Lineage: Eukaryota; Metazoa; Arthropoda; Arachnida; Sarcoptiformes; Oppiidae
Source: the annotation of a GenBank genome assembly
AUGUCUAAUAAUAAGAUAUUAUUCAAGCAUUUGUUUAACUCGAGAGGCGAUGACUGGCGACGACUGCGGUCUAUAUUAAGUCCGACAUUCACUUCCGGGAAAAUGCGGAAAAUGUAUCCAAUGGUGAGGGAGUGUCUCAACGACCUGUUGGAUCAGUUAGAUGUAUGCGCUGUAAAUGGCAAUGACAUCAACCUUAAGGAUAUGAUGGGGAACUACACUAUGGAUGUGAUCGCCAGGUGUGCCUUCGCUACCAAAACCAAUGCACACAAAGACCCCAACAAUCCGUUCGUUACAAACGCUAAGAAAAUCUUUUCAUUUCCAUUCUUUCGGAUCCUUUUGAUUAUACUUUUGCCCAAAACUGUUCGCAAAGUGUUUGGCAUUAAUACGAUCGAUGAUAAUGUCAACCAAUUCUUCUUCGAUAUAACUAAACAAGUGAUACAACAGAGGAAGAGCUCAAAAGAUAGUCAUAAGACAUACAAUGAUUUCAUUAAACUUCUUGUGGACGCGGAGUAUCAGAAAGAAGAACUCAUGGAUGAGAAAGAUAUCAGUGAAUCGUAUCACGUGAAUGAGGAAAUGGAUUCAAAACCAUUAACCAGAAACUUAUUAUCCAUUGAUUCGUCGAACAAACGCUUAAGUGAUUAUGAAAUCCAAGCCCAGGGAUGGGUAUUUUUUGUGGCGGGUUAUGAGACAACGGCAACCACUUUGUCCUUCUGUUCGUAUCAGUUGGCACUCAAUCCGCACAUUCAGGACCGACUGUACGAAGAGGUGGAGGGAGUGGUUGACUCGGACGGGGAGAUUAAAUACGAUGAAUUGGUAAAACUACCGCUUUUAGACGCCAUUCUCUCGGAGACACUCAGACUAUAUCCACCACUCGUGAGACUCACGAGAAAAUCAAAGUCUGACUACAUGUUAGGCGACACCGGAAUCCAGUUAUAUGGCGGACAAGACAUAAAGAUUCCGGUCUAUGCUAUACACCAUUCAGAAGAAUUCUACCCGAAUGCCGACAAAUUUGAUCCUGAUAGGUUUAUGCCACACAAUCGACAUAACAUAAACCCUUACAUAUACCUGCCCUUUGGUGCCGGCCCUCGACAUUGCAUUGGUAUGCGAUUCGCGUUAAUGGAAGCGAAGUUAGCCGUUCCCUUGAAGUUCAAGACAAUCACGAGAAUAUGUGCGGCUGAGAAGGUAGUGGUCGGUAUUGAAAAGAGAUAA